UAACAAUCACCGACAUACGCUUCGUAGUUCAAACGAACCGAUUCAAAUCAAAUAUCAAAUAUAAAUAAUAAAUAAACACAACUGUUCAGUUACUUUGACACAUUGAGUUGAAUGUAAUCACAUUAUUUGUCUCGGUAUUAAGUAAAAUGUAUAAAAUUUCGUUGUGUAAUUGCAUCUCCAAACAUUAGGAUAACGCAGAAAAAGUUACAAUGGAUAAAUUAUAAUUCACUGAAAACAGUUUGCAGAUGCGGGUUUACAGUUAGGUAACCUCUUUUAGAAUUCGGUCAAACCAGUUAAAUAUAUCGAAAUUUAUCGCUUAAUAAAGUAUAUAUGCAUAAAUCGGAAAUUUACAGCUUUAUUUUAAAUCAAAAACCAUGCAAGUUACAUUGGAGCUAAUUUUAUCCGUUUUAAUGUGCUGUUUUGUAAGAUUUUCUUCCCAGUGCAGCAACUAUGGUUAUCCUUUUGAAAAUCAUCUUGCUACCAUUACUCCUUACAGAAUCGUUUCAAAUAAAAGCUUCGAAAGGAUUAAUUUUGAAGGAUGUACACCAAAAAAAAUCUGGUUGAUGGCAAGACAUGGAACCAGGAAUCCAAAAUAUUCUCUCAUCGAACAGAUGGGUAGCAGAUUACCACAAAUCAAGAAACUCCUUCUUGAUGGCGGUAGUUUACCAAAUGAAUUUAUAAGAAACAGGGACUUAGAUUUGCUGAACAAAUGGAAGUUUAACAUGGACCCAGAUAAACACAAUAAAUUGACUCAUGAAGGAGAAGAAGAAAUGCUAGUUUUGGCCGAGAGAAUGCAGAGCAGGUUUCCGCAAUUGUUUGACGAAGUAUACAGUAAUACUUCUUACAAGUUCAAGUACACACAUUCACAAAGGACACAAAAGAGUGCAUAUUACUUUACGGCUGGAUUAUUCGGAAAGGCGACGGCCAAAGAUGUUUGGUUCCCUGAUCCUUUGAAAAAAGAUCCAAUUUUGCGAUUUUAUAAAUUAUGUGAUCGGUGGAAUUUCGAAGUAAAAAAGAAUCCUGCUGCCCAACAGGAAGUUAGAAUUUUUGAAAGUGGUCCUGAAAUGGAAGCAACCAUAAGAGAUGUUAAUAAGAGGUUGAAUUUGAAAGAAAAUAUCCUAGAGUUAGAUGACGUUAAAUUAAUAUACGAAAUGUGCAGUUUCGAAACUGCCUGGAAUAAAAAGAGCAAAUCACCUUGGUGUGCCGUUUUGUCGCAAGAUAACAUUAAAGUUUUGGAAUACGCAAAAGAUCUGAGAUAUUACUGGCAAGAUGGAUACGGACACGAAAUAACUUACAAGCAAGCUUGUCCGGCGUUCAGGGAUAUGAUAAAUUUCUUACAAAGCAAAAACCGUUUUCCAAGAGUGAUUGCCUACUUUACCCAUUCCGGAACGAUAUUAAAGUUGCUAGCACAUUUAGGAUUAUAUAAAGAUUCGGAACAUUUGACUGGCAAGAAUUACGAUAGUAUGGGAGAUCGGCAGUGGCGAACAAGCCUUAUAGAUGCUUUUGGUUCAAAUGUGGCUUUCGUUGUUUAUGGGUGUGGUUCAGAGGAUAAGAUUCUUACCUUGCACCAAGAAAACAUAGUAAGAUUGCCGCCCUGUCCGGAUACUGACCUGUGUGAUUUAAGCUUAGUUCGAGACUAUUAUUUCCAAAGUUUAGACAAGUGUGAUUUUACUUCAAUGUGCCGCGUUCAUUGAUGAAUCUAGAUAAAUUAUAUCUAGGUAUUAUAUAUUUUUUACGUAAUUUUUUUGAUAAACACAUCACGAUUUCUUGUAAAUAUGUUUUUUUAUUACUAUUGACUAAGAAUUCUUGGAAUAUAAAAAACACAAAACGUACUAAAGAAAUGCUUAAUAUAAUAUAGUAUUCUAAUUAACUAUCAGUAUUUACGAACCAGUCUUGUAAGCUUUUUAUGAUUAUAAUGUUAUGCAGAAGUUUUUUUUAUUUUGUUGAUGCAAAUAAUAUAUUUUAUUAUAUUGAUUUUUUGUAGUUGUUAGUUAUAUUAUUUAAUUUAUUAAAUAAUUUUAGUUAACA
This is a messenger RNA of Psylliodes chrysocephalus, 2028 nucleotides long. NCBI's taxonomy places the organism in Eukaryota, Metazoa, Arthropoda, Insecta, Coleoptera, Chrysomelidae. The record is from the annotation of a GenBank genome assembly.